UUUUUUUAAGCGAAAAACAGUGGCGCUUUAUCGGAUGACACUGCAAACUAUUCUGUAAAACAGUUGUGUUGUUUUUCUUUUUGUCUUGUCAAAUUUUCAAUGUAACAAUAAUACUAGCUAAACAAUAAAAAAUAAAAACAUAAAUUAUUGAAGAAUAAUAAUUAAAACAAUAUAAAUUAUUAUAAUAUACCUAUAUAAAAUAGAAUGGCAGCUUCAGAGGCAAUGCAGGUGAGCUCAUUGCCCUUACCACCAAGUAAAUAUAUAAAACUAUUUACUGAUGAUAAUGUUAAACGAGGAAGAGUACCAAGACCACCACCUCCAAUUCAUGAUAAUUAUUCAAUGUUUGGAAAUAUAUUUAAUGCUGAUGAUACAAUAAUACGUCCACUUGAAGCACAAGGAAUUAAAAGAUUAUAUCCUCAACAUUUUGAUAGACGUAGAGAAUUAAAAAAAUUAAAUCAUUCUUUGUUAGUUAAUUUUUUGGAUCUUAUUGAUUUAUUAGUACAAUGUCCAGACAGUCCAAGACGUGGUGAAAAAGUUGAAGAUUUAAGUUUAUUAUUUAUACAUAUACAUCAUUUGUUAAAUGAAUUUCGUCCUCAUCAAGCUAGAGAAACACUACGUGUUAUGAUGGAACUACAAAAACGACAAAGAGUUGAAACAACACUAAGGUUUCAAAAACAUUUAGAAAAAGUACAAGAAAUAUUACAAAAUGCAUUACAAUCUUUGCCUGAUACAUCUGAUUUGGAUACUAAAUUAUCAAUUAAUAUUGAAGCCAUGGAUUGUACUGAUAAUAUGAAUUCAGAACAACUAAAUCCAGAUCCAUGUUGUUCAAGUGAUAGAAUUAUGUGUAUGAUGAUUGAUGAUGCAACAACAUCAACUGGUAUUUACUAAACAAAAAAAAUAAUAUAUAUAAUUUCUUAAUUCCUAAAAAAAAAAACAAAUAAGCUAUAAUUAUUAUAAAUAAAUAUAUUAUUAAUUAUCAUGUACAUAUUUUAAAUAAUUUUUGAAAUAAAUAAAAACAAUUUUUUGUUUAA
Aphidius gifuensis is the source of this 1031-nucleotide messenger RNA. RefSeq names its product mediator of RNA polymerase II transcription subunit 7 (gene MED7). The transcript is spliced from 2 exons. Lineage: Eukaryota; Metazoa; Arthropoda; Insecta; Hymenoptera; Braconidae. Gene Ontology annotation, cellular component: core mediator complex; mediator complex. The record is from RefSeq and is a predicted model, not a curated record. The coding region runs from base 205 to 888 and encodes 227 amino acids. Gene Ontology annotation, molecular function: transcription coregulator activity. Gene Ontology annotation, biological process: regulation of transcription by RNA polymerase II.